Molecule: messenger RNA, 2902 nt
Organism: Armigeres subalbatus
Lineage: Eukaryota; Metazoa; Arthropoda; Insecta; Diptera; Culicidae
Product: probable serine/threonine-protein kinase DDB_G0282963
Exons: 5
Coding region: 1024-2280 (418 amino acids)
Source: RefSeq, a predicted model, not a curated record
AUGGCAACACACCUCAUCUUCGAAUUCAAUAUUUUGGCACUUUUCGGGUUGCUGUGAUCGUCGAUAGGCGUGCAAGUAACGAAAAUAGUUGGGAUUCAUUGCUCGGCCGGAGUACAUCGCAAUCGCAGGCAGCCUCUCGCCUGCAGCCAACGAUCGUUAUUUGUUUCGUCGAUAUUCGUCGGAUUAGGUGCGAUCGCGCGUGCUUCUCUCUGUACUUACGAUUGAUAAAGUGGUGAUUCUUAAGAUAAAUAAGUACGAAGAGUCUGUAUUUGUUGACGGAUGUGCCGAAAGUUGGGGUGAAGUCACGGCUCGCCAAAUAUCGCCGAGAGAGCUCACGUGCUGAAUUGCGUUAGUUACGAGUCCUGCCUAAUCACACCGACCAGAGUGCUGGAAAAGACUAUCCCAUCAGCGAGAAGAAGAUCAAUAGAAGUGCGGUAUUUAACAGAAACACUCGUUUACUAGCUGAGGAAUUUCGAGUACCCAGUGUCGAGUGUCAAGGGUCGGAUUAGGUUUCGGAUUAAAGUGAGUGCAAAGAAGAACAACAGUGGAAAACAACAAAAGAUUUAAACGCUCGUCCCGAGAGCAGUGUGGCGAACCUUAGCUUAGGUUCAACGGAAACCCAGGAACACGUGCUAUUCCUUCCACGCUCAAAGUCCGGAUUCUAAAGGGGAUAAAUUGUAGCCGCCGAAAAAAAAAUGAUGUCAUUAAACUAAACAUCGCCAGCAAAAAUCGAAGGCAAUUUCCAACAAGAUGUGAUCCCAAUCGACCUUCGAUUCAACGAAAUACAAACAUCUUAUGAACAGGUAGGAACAUCGGAUCGGAAUUCGGAGCUGAUCAGCGGAGUAAACGACCAAAGAACACCAAAUAGUACCAGCUGAAGCAGAAGUAUACAAACGGAACGAAGAAGUGUAGAAAAUUCUUCGAUUUUUUCCCCAACAAUCCGAUCCAAUCGGUUGAAUAUUUAUUAGUGAUUAACAGUGAGAAGAAAAGGCUGCCAAUCUGGAGUCGCAAACGAUUGUCGAUAUGCUGCAGAGCACGUUGGGCUCGGCUCAGCGGUUUAAGAAGCGCGAACGGACACAGAACUGGGCCUACGAGGAGAAGCACUUUCUGCUGGAGUUAUGCCGCAAGGAUAUGCACAUCAUCGAGAAUAAGAGGCUGGACAGUGCGCUGACGUCGCUGAAGAACCGGGCGUGGAAAAUCAUUCACCAGCAGUUUGCGAUCGCGUUCGGCACGGACCGGAACUGUAACCGGCUGAAGGAGCAGUGGCGGAGAAUGAAAGCCUGCACGCGUGCCGAAAUGCUCGAUUACCAGCAGCGCAUCCAGCGAUACGGCCAAGAGGUGGCAGACCGCAAAAAGCCGAGCCAGUUCACUUUCGAAAUCUGGGAGUUUAUGCAAGAGGCGAAGAAGGUGUGCAAAAACGAACUGAUGGACGAUGUGGACUACUCGAAGAUGAAGCUAUCGCUCGAGGAGAACCUCCCCCAGGGGGUGUCGAUCAAGGACUCGAUCAGCGACGAGAAUGACGACGAAAGUUCAUCGGUGUGGGAAAAGAAUUCUCAGAACCUCUGCGAGGUUCAGAUCAAAGAAGAUUCCAUGGAAGAAGGUGACGAUUACGACAAAAGUCGACCUGCCAAAUUUCCUCGGCUUGGCACGUUGCCGAGUUCGUCUCCAUACUCAGCGGAAAAUGCACAUACCAAAUUUAACGAGCUGCUGGCAAGCAGCUUCGCCAGUCGACUGAACGAGCAUCUGGCCAACAACAACAAUAACAACAAAAUCGAAGUCGAUAGCUACAGUAGAACAUUCGGUGGCGAAUCGAACCUAUCCGAUGUACCUGUCAACAUGUCUCAGAAUGAUCUGAGCAACACCUUGGAAGCAAUCAACAUCCUUAAGAACCGGUUCACCCGACUGAACGAGCUCGGCCAGUGGAAGAACCCCUUCCACGAAGCGCAAAAUCUCAGCACCAACGCGAACAACAGUCACAACGAAGCGCAUCAUCCGCACCAGUCACCACAUCCGACGCAUCAGCCUCUGCCGUUGCCAGCCCCGGUCCAGAGAGAGCUCCAGCAACCCAGUUCCCCAAUUCCGGUCAGUGCGAGUGCGACCAGCAACGGCAACAGUCAGCAGAAUGCAACCAACAAAGUGACCGAACAGCACCAACAGAGCGAGCACGAAUUACGGAUGGAAAUAUUAAAAACCGAUCUCGAGACGGCUAAGAUAAACAAAGAAACCGCUGAAAUAAAUCGACAAAUUGCACUUCAGAAGCUAAACAAUUUGAACAGUUGAAGUAAUAAUUAUACCAAUGCUGCAGUGUAGCCAGUCGAGGCGCGCACCAGUCGCAAUAGUUAGUGUUUAAAAGUAGGCGUAAUAAAAUAAUUUGAGCCCGAUCCAAGCAACUCAGGGUGGACUCCGGGCGCUUGCGCUUCUCGGUUGAACCAAGCAGGCUAAUCACGUUGGAUAGCAAUAAAGCGCAGACGAGAGACUAGGACCAGUGUUGCGCAAAAUAACUACCUCAAGCGGGCGGUCGCCGCUACCAGUAGGCAAAUCGCGAAACGCCAAAAUCGUAAACUAGGUGCAUCGCGGUUUUAAGCCUUUUCUGUUAUUAUUAUAAUUUCAAGUUUUUUUUUCAUACGGAUUUUAGUCUCCUACUUUUUUGUUCAAGAAGAAAUCUGUAUAAUUAUUUCAUUCGAUUUUUGUAGAACAAGGCAAUUAUAAACCAAAUGGUCUAUCUGAUGAGUGAAUAAAGGAUAGAUGUGAGUGUGUAGUGCUGCGUUUUCCAACGCGCACAUAUUGUCCGAUUCAUACUUGUAGUAUUUAAUUUAAUGCAUCUCACUACGAUGUAAUAACAAAUGUGAACUUAUACGAAUAACUGAAUAAAAUCAAAUUUAUGUAACUGUUUUAUCUUGAA